AAUCACGUUUUUUUUUAAGAAAAAUAUUUUUCCAAUGACUGCAUUUGGGUGUGAAGCUUUAAUGUCUGCCAAUGCUGCUGUUAUUGUUGUUAAGGUUUUAUAACAUUUCAAGUUAAUUCAACUGUGGUGAAUAUUUUUCGGGGGACUGUUUCGUGUGAGUUUUUUUGAUGGCCGUGGUGGUGGUCAGAGACACGAUCUGGUGAAGGAUCCAGUGACAAAGCUCCGCAUCUGCUGACGAGGAUCCCGAACUGCUCACCUGUCAACAUCUCAGCGAGCAGCCCAAGCGAAGCAACGCAGCGAUAGCCCAACGACAUGGACGCCUCCGGGGGCCCUCGGGGUGCCCAAGAUCCAGCAGUUCUUCCUCAACAUUACGACCAUGCCCUGCAAUCCCCACCAACACCCUCGCAACGGACCGAGAGCCCCCGGUCCCCCGAGGACUGGAGUCUGGGUGACGGCGCCGAUGGACGGCGCUCUGCCGGGUUGACCCCGCCGGCCACCGCGUGUCCGACCGGUCGCCAGAACCAGGUGUCGACUGUGAACCUCCACGGCGUGCCCAUCGUCUCCCUCAACAUCGACAACAAGGAACGACUGUGCCUGGCUCAGAUCUCCAACACCUUGCUGAAGGACUACAGCUACAACGAGAUCCACAACCGCCGCGUGGCGCUGGGCAUCACGUGCGUGCAGUGCACCCCGGUGCAGCUAGAGAUUCUGCGGAGGGCAGGCGCCAUGCCUGUCUCCUCCCGCCGCUGUGGCAUGAUCACCAAGCGCGAGGCCGAACGUCUCGUCAAGUCCUUCCUCGAGGACUCGGAACCUCCCAAACUUCCCGAGGGCUUCGCUUUCCAGGUGUACCACGAGUGCGGAUGGGGUUGUCAUGGAUAUUUCGAGCCUGCCCGCUACAACAGCUCCCGCGCCAAGUGCAUCAAGUGCGGCUUCUGCAGCGUGUACUUCUCCCCCAACAAGUUCAUCUUCCACUUCCACCGCACGGCGGAGGCCAAGUACCACCAUCCUGAUGCCGCCAACUUCAACUCGUGGCGACGACAUCUCAAGCUCGCUGCCUCCGACAUGGAGAACGAAGUUCACCUUUGGGAAGAUGUCAAAGCCAUGUUCAAUGGCGGGACAAGAAAGAGGAUAUUCUCCACCUCCAGAUCCAGGCUCCCUUGUGGACUGUCUGCAGGUUCCAGCUGCCCUCGAUCGGAGCCACCCAUGACUGCCGACUUGAACAAGAAGUCCAGCAAGGUGAACAGCAGCAGCAACAGUGGCGAGAUGCAGGUGACCAACAAACACCCGUUCUCCAAUCACUUCUCACCCUACCCGUGGUACGGGCCGGGUCCGAAGCCAUCCUACCCGUUCGUCUCAGUCAACACCUCGCAGUCCCUGUGCUUCGGGUUUCCUCCCUCUGCCGCCGCGGGGGGCAAGGACGGGGUGGUGGCAGCAGCAGAGCACCCACCCAUCCUUAAAGGGGGAGUAGCCCCCAUGUCUGCUCCCUGGCUGGGACGCACCCCACUGCCUUUCUCGAACCUGGACGCUUUCUGGGACAAGGCGUUUGGACUCCCUCGCCCUCUGGGACCAGGCCUCAGAAGUAUGUAUCCUCCCUCGAUCGCCAAGGCUCCCAGCGAAGGACCGCUCAACGAGUGUCUGGGAGGAGGUAUUGAGGGGAGGGGCGAGCCCGGGGAGAGGUCCUCCUCGGACGACGGUGUCAGCGAACGAAAGCGGCCGCGGAAGGAUUCGUUCAGCAUGAAUGCCCCAAACGGACAUCAUGUCCCUCACUAUCGGCAGGGAUCCGUUCUGAGCGACAGGCUGUCCGCGUUCAGACCAGUCGGACGCAGCACCGCCACCCCCACGAGGACGACCACAGCAUGUACGUCGACGAGGACGACGAGGACGAUGAAGAGGAAGAAAGAGUCGUCGACGAGGAGGACAACGAGGAGAUCGAUGAGCCUGAAGAGAUCGACCUUGCGCGACAAUGGAAUACCCGGCACGGCAGCCGACGAUUCCGGCAUGUCAGAUGAAUCCGAGGGAGACGCUGAGAAUGAGGACAAUCCGUUACUUGCCAUGUCCAAAGAAGAACUGUGUCAUUCUCUAAAGAAAGAACUUUGUUACCGGAAGAGAAGAGAGAAGGAAGUCAGUCUGUUAAAAGAAACCUUUCAAGAGGAAGUGAGCCGAGAAAAAGCCUUCAGGGAUCAGAUGGCCAGGCAGCUGGAAGUGCUAAGAGAAACUCUGACCAGCGAGCUAGAGCAAGAAAGAAAGGUUCGCUUCUCCCUUCAACAAAAGCUAAAGGAGGCCCAUGAUGCUCUGCACAGCUUCUCGUGCAGUAUGCUGACCGCGGCACGUGACUGCGGGUUCAAGGACACGAUGCUACCCCGAUGAAGAGGGUUAAAGACAAUAUACACUUUACAAUUUUUAAAAAUCAGUUCAUGCAAAGAUAUAAUUAUCAUGUAAUGAGACGUCGGCAAAAAAGGUUCAACCUCGGGUGUAGCCGAGACAACGCGUUGAUUUAUUGUUUGGGAUGACUUUUGGGUUAUUUUUAGUUCGAAUGGUUAUUUUUAGCUCGAAUGGGAGAUCGUUGGUUUGAUCGACUAAUAAUGAAGAUCAACAGAUUAUUAACGAUUACCUGUGUGGGUCUUCGUCAAGAAGAAAAAAAGAGUGUCUUCUCGGAAAGAUGAAAGAUUAUGAAAAGACAGCAGACGAAUGUCAAGGGGCACAGACAGACAGACAGACAGACAGACAGACAGACAGACAGACAGACAGACAGACAGACAGACAGACAGACAGACAGACAGACAGACAGACAGACAGACAGACAGACAGACAAACAGGGAUGGAGGAAGGGGGCAAAAGGCACAGAAAUAGAUAUUGUUGUUGUCGUUGUUGGUAAUGAUGGUGAUGUCACACUGUGGAGGCAGUGUUUGAAACGAAGGGAAUGAUUAUUCUGAUAGUUGUGUUAGUGAGUGUAAAUAUUUAGAUAAAUAUAAUCACAUAUAGGCGUUUGAUGCGUUUUGAUGAGCUUUACGCAUGAAAUACCGCUUUUACAGUUGUAAACAUGAGGUACAUGCUGUAAAUCUGGUUGUCAUCACAGAGAGAUGAAUGUGUAUGUGUGUGUGUGUGUGCGUGUGUGCGUGCGCGCUUUUUUUAUGAGUUUGUAAAUGAAACAAGGUUGAGAGAAUGACGAGGGAAAGAAAGAGUAAAGGAACGACUCAAAUAAAGAAUGAAGGAACGAAAGAUUGAGAGAAGAAUGUUUAUAUUUUACUUUGCAACAAUGAUGUGACUCAAGAAAAUGAAAAAGACGAUUGUGACUGGCAUGGACUCGGCGACCCUUUGAAUGAUUUCCGCAACUUUUGUUCCGACCGCAGCCCUGUCACCCCCUGUACCAAUUCUUCCACGCGCCAAAAGUAGGACUGUUGGGACUGUCCUCCCUCGAACCGAUCCACAUCUUUUUUAUAAAAUGGUCUGCCAGGAUUUUGAUCUCCAGUUUUGCAUUUUUUAAAAAAAACAACCCAUUGAUUUACCAUUUUCCUGACUUGUUUGAUGUUUGUUGUACGUCUAGGUGAAAUACUUAUGUGUUUACUCAGUCAGGGAACCGGUUUUAUUUAAGAUGAUGAUGGUGAUGAAACGGAAGGACAGAAUGUUGGGGACGAUGAUGAUUUUUGUCAUUUUUGCCAAAAACAAGAGGCAUUGAGAACAUUUGUGUACCCCACCGCCGUGACCAUGCACUCUCUGACACCAACAUCUUGUCAACACUUUCACAUUCUUCGUUGCUCACCUCAGGGUAACUUUCUUAACCCGACCUCCGUGACCCCAGGCGGAGGAUUGCUGUAUAACCAUUUCGUCCAAGAUUUUUUUUUUGAAGUUCUAAACACUUUAAGUACUUUUAGUUGUAUACACCUUGGCUUGAGCUUUAAUAUUUUGAUGCCAACUAGCACAGCGACAUAUUUCCUGCCCAUUUGCUGAACGAUGAACUAUUCCAGAUGACAUGUGAUUCCUUUGCAGUUUCUUAUGCGCAUUUAUAUAUAAAUACAUCUACGUUUGUUUUUAUCCUGUGAAUAUAAAAUCUGUUGACAAAUAAAGCUUAUUAAGUCCAGCA
Molecule: messenger RNA, 4081 nt
Organism: Pomacea canaliculata
Lineage: Eukaryota; Metazoa; Mollusca; Gastropoda; Architaenioglossa; Ampullariidae
Product: SKI family transcriptional corepressor 1-like
Exons: 10
Coding region: 313-2367 (684 amino acids)
Biological process (GO): negative regulation of transcription by RNA polymerase II; negative regulation of BMP signaling pathway
Cellular component (GO): transcription regulator complex; nucleus
Molecular function (GO): SMAD binding; DNA-binding transcription factor activity, RNA polymerase II-specific; RNA polymerase II cis-regulatory region sequence-specific DNA binding
Source: RefSeq, a predicted model, not a curated record